CUUCUCCCCUGCAUACAUUUCAAACUACUACUGUGCUGAAGCCUCCCCACAAAAAAUAUUGUCCUUCCUUCCUCAACUUAUCUCAAGAAACCUCGUCCAAGUCCGACCCAAUUCGCCUGAAUAUACUCCAGCACGAAUUGAUCCACCAGCCGCUGAAGCAGAGGCCGUGGAUGAGCUUGGCCGAGUCUCUUCCCUUCUCCUCUCCGCCGAAGCCUAAUAAGCUUAUUUCUCCAGUUCAGUACAUCCCAUGGCGGGACCAUCUAACGGCAGAUCGCUGGAGCAGACACCAACAUGGGCAGUCGCGGUCGUCUGCUUCGUCCUCGUUCUGGUCUCCAUCAUCAUCGAACACAUCAUCCACCUCAUCGGCCAGUGGCUGAAGAAGAAGCACAGGAGAGCACUUUACGAAGCCCUUGAGAAGAUCAAAUCAGAGCUGAUGUUGUUGGGGUUCAUAUCGCUGCUGCUGACGGUGGGGCAGAGCACCAUCUCCAACAUCUGCAUCUCCCAGAAGGUCGGCUCCUCCUGGCACCCCUGCAACGAGCAGGCCGAGGAAUCCAAGUACCCGUCCACCGAGGAGGACUCUUCCGAAUCCGACUCCAACCGCCGGAGGCUGCUCUCGCUCGCGGGCUACCGUGGCCGUGUCCUCGCCGGCGCUGCCACCACCGACAAGUGCGCUGCCAAGGGCAAAGUUCCAUUUGUGUCGUCGGAUGGGAUACAUCAACUACACAUUUUCAUCUUCGUCUUGGCCGUCUUCCAUGUCCUAUAUUGCAUCCUUACCAUGGCCUUAGGGAGAUUAAAGAUGAGAAGAUGGAAAGCAUGGGAAAAGGAAACGAGGACGGCCGAGUAUCAAUUCUCGCACGAUCCGGAGAGGUUCAGAUUUGCAAGGGAAACAUCAUUCGGCAGGAGGCACAUGAGCUUUUGGACUAACACUCCUGUUCUCAUUUGGAUUGUCUGUUUCUUUAGGCAAUUUGUGAGGUCGGUUCCCAAAGUUGAUUACUUGACCUUGCGACAUGGAUUCAUCAUGGCACAUUUGGCACCACAGAGUCAAACCAAAUUCGACUUCCAGAAAUACAUAAACCGGUCCCUCGAAGAGGAUUUCAAGGUGGUCGUAGGAAUCAGCCCUCCAAUCUGGUUCUUCGCGGUGCUCUUCCUGCUCUUCAACACGCACGGUUGGAAAUCCUAUUUGUGGCUGCCCUUUAUCCCACUGAUUAUAAUCCUCCUGGUCGGGAUGAAGCUCCAGGUGAUCAUAACCAAGAUGGGUCUCAGAAUCCAGGAGAGGGGAGAGGUCGUGAAGGGCGUCCCAGUGGUGCAGCUUGGCGAUGAUCUCUUCUGGUUCAAUCGACCCCGCCUCAUUCUCUACCUCAUCAACUUCGUUUUGUUUCAGAAUGCGUUUCAGCUAGCUUUCUUUGCAUGGACUUGGUGGCAAUUUGGGAUGCAAUCUUGUUUCCAUAAGCAAACCGAGGAUGUCGUGAUCAGAAUUACAAUGGGGGUCUUGAUUCAGAUACUCUGCAGCUAUGUCACUCUACCAUUAUAUGCCCUUGUGACACAGAUGGGUUCAAGUAUGAAACCAACAAUAUUCAACGAGAAGGUGGCAACGGCACUGCGGAACUGGCACCAGACGGCGAAGAAGAACAUCAAGCAUAACAAAAGCUCUGUCACGCCGAUGUCGAGUAGGCCCGGGACGCCCUCCCACCACAUGUCGCCGGUGCACCUCCUCCGGCACUACCGGAGCGAGAUGACCGACAGCCUCCAGACAACUCCAAGGAGGUCCAACUUCGAUACGGAACCCUGGGAGACGGACUCUCCCUCUCACCCCCACUUCUUGCACCCCGGCGAGGGCUCCUCGUCCUCCCAUCACCACCCUCUCAGCAGCCGCCAAUACCAGCGAGAGACAGAGCUCAGCCCUGUUGCCACUGAAAUGGCAGAGACCCAGAGGUCGAGUCCAACCCAAGUGGCUCCAACUUCUCUGCCACAACCGGAUCGCACACAACACGAGAUCCAUAUCGGGCCCAAGGACUUCUCAUUCGACAAGAGAGUGGGCGGGACAUGAUAGAAGCAACGUGUGCCACUAAACACGUGGGGAGAUAGCGAAACGGGAGAAAGGAAUGAUGAUUUUCACUGACUAAACUGAUCUGGCAUCCUUUCUCGGGCAGUUUUUCUUGCGAAAGUUCAUAAUUCAGUGCAGAUAUAAAUUAUAAUAUGGUAAUUAGUUUUGGUUUGUUCUCCUGGUUCUUUCCUUAAGACAUGUAGUUAGUAGAAUUCGUUAAUGUAAAUCGAAGUUCCAAACCACACAACUAGAAACGUUGUUGUCUAGAAACAUGAGGGAUGACAUCUUUCUAGUGUGAUGUGGUUGAGAAUAGUCAUUAUUUUUUUGAUAAUAAGGUAACUCUUCCGAGAAUUCCUGAA
Messenger RNA from Punica granatum (pomegranate), 2403 nucleotides. NCBI's taxonomy places the organism in Eukaryota, Viridiplantae, Streptophyta, Magnoliopsida, Myrtales, Lythraceae. The record is from RefSeq and is a predicted model, not a curated record.